Molecule: messenger RNA, 386 nt
Organism: Calliphora vicina (urban bluebottle blowfly)
Lineage: Eukaryota; Metazoa; Arthropoda; Insecta; Diptera; Calliphoridae
Exons: 2
Coding region: 1-267 (88 amino acids)
Source: RefSeq, a predicted model, not a curated record
AUGGUUCACACCUUAACUAUUUUAAAAGAGAAAUUUACCGCCAAAAGAUUAGCAGUAUUUUUUGGUCUACUGACCACCUGUUUAAUUGUGGUCAUUAGCAUAUUAGCUGUGAACAAUGCCAAAAUGUCUGCGGAAUUAAUGGAAUCGAAGGAUAAAAUGGAAAUUUUAGAAUUGUAUAUACAAUCCAUGUUUACAAGUGGAUCUCCUAACAACAGUGCUAGUACAUUGACAGCUUCUGUGGCAGCUUCAUUGCCACCGUUGUCAUAAAUGUUUACAAUUGUGAACGAACUAUUUUUUAAUUUGUUUUUGUAUCUUAAUAUUGUUUGUAUCAAAUACAAUUAAAACUUAAAUUAUCACAAUUGAACAUAAAUUGAUAACAAUAAUUG